AUGCAAGUGUUAAAAAUUCGAGAAAAUGCUAGGAAUGUAGAAGAAAUAUCUUGGCAAAUUGCGCGUGCAAAGAAAAUGGUCGUAGUAACCGGUGCUGGAAUUUCAACAAGCUCAGGAAUACCGGAUUUCCGAUCCAAAGGAGGCCUAUACGAAAUGAUAAAGGAUAAAUUCCCCAACGAAAAAGUAACUGGCCAACAACUUUUUGAUAAAAGUUACCUGAACAAUGAGAAAAUUAGAAAGAUGUUUUACACAUUCAUGGGUGAACUAUACUCGUUAACUACUGCCGCUGUGCCCACCAUGGCUCAUCGGUUCUUUAAACGACUAGCCGAUCAAAAGAAAAUUAUACACUACUAUACACAGAAUAUUGAUAAUCUGGAGGCAGCGGUUAACCUCGAUGCAGUUCAACUUCACGGUACAAUGAGUGAAGUGUAUUGUGACAUGUGCAAACUUACGGUACAAUUCACCGAGAUGCACGCAGAAGUUUUCAAGAAAGGCUUCCCUCCACAAUGUAAUGAAUGUCAACAGAGAGAGGCAACCAGACAAGCUUCCGGCAAGAGAAAACACCGAAUCGGGGACUUGCAACCCAACAUAACAUUAUACAAUGACAUUGAUGACACGACAAGAGGAGCUUAUAUACAAAACUGCGUGAAAAACGACCUACGGAAAAAAAUAGAUUACUUAUUAAUCGCGGGAACAAGUCUAAAGGUACAUGGAGUCAAGAACCUCAUAAGGCAACUCGCGAAAUCAGUGCAUCAUAAUGGUGGAAAAGUUGUUCUGGUCAAUCUUUCAGGUGUUGGCAAAGAAUGGAAUACCGUGUUCGAUUAUCAGAUUCUCGCUGAUGUGGACGAAUGGGCUGGAUUGGUAGAGGAACACACAGGUUUAGAUAAAACCCAAAAAGUAUUAACGGGCCUUGCUAAUAAGACCUCAAAAUCUGUAAAUGUAUCCAUAAGUAAAGGAUGUGUCAAACGACGAAGAAAAGAUCGGGAUCAAGAUCGGGAGAACGCCGGAAGUAAUAAUGAUAACAAUAAAAAGAAAGCUCUGAAAAGAUCAAAAGUUGAAGUCUUGGAUGUUGUGGAGACCUUGCAAUAA
This is a messenger RNA of Ambispora gerdemannii, 1089 nucleotides long. The record is from the annotation of a GenBank genome assembly. NCBI's taxonomy places the organism in Eukaryota, Fungi, Glomeromycota, Glomeromycetes, Archaeosporales, Ambisporaceae.